CGAGAUGAGACUUGGAAUGCCGGAGUUUAGUUGUCAGGCGGUUGCCAUGGAGCUGAACAUUGACAGCGUUGCGGGACACUUGAAUAGCGAUCCGGGAGUGCGGACUGCGCUAAGAAAACCCGGACUGUCCAGUGAGAAGCUGCGCUGAUUGAUAGUAUGGCGGAAUUAACAUUUAAAUCUAUGGAUCUGAAUCGGGUGAUCAAACUUUUUGAAGACCCAUUUUCUCGUGAAUUAACUGAAAGGCAAGUGAGAAUCCUGAAAAAAGUAGCAAAGCAUUACUGCAAUGGCAUUCCAUUAAAAGAUUUGGCACAAAUAAUACAAAUACUAAAUCUUUGUGCAGAACGUGUAGAAGACCAUAAAGAGUUUGUAGAUCCUAUGUGUGAAAUCCUAAAGCUAUGUGGGCUACCUUUUCUGAAAGAGAAGACAUCAGAUGAGCUAAAUUAUGCUCAGGUUGUUGCUGAUUCAUUAUCACAGCUAGGAUGUAUGAUGCGGGUGCCAAGUUCCCAAGUAAGGAUGCAGCUUUGCAAUGCUAUUAUCAACUUUUACAAUCCAGAUCCUGUGAGGCAGCAAGUUGAAGGUUUUCAACCAACUGCUGUGAAUUACAAAGUGCAGAUGGCUGAGGUUGGGGGCUUGGCCGAAACUCUGAUUUUGUCAAUGACACUGGUUGAAAAUCAGCUACGGGAAAAGUUAUCCUUAUUGAAAGUGCUUCAACUCUUAUCUUGCUCCCCAGAAAACUGCAAGCGUAUAGCAAAAGCUGAAGGUGCAAGCAGAAUUUGCUAUCGACUCAGUGAUCCAGAUUCAUCCGGACAAUUGCUUUUUCGCUCUUCUGAAAUUUUGUGGAACCUGCUUGAAAAUGGACCAAAGGAUGAAAUAAUCAAUCAACUGAGCAACACUGAAUGCAUCUAUGCUCUGAAAGAUUCCUUUGUCCGUCUGUUGACAAAUGGCUUCAAACAUUAUGAUCGCCAGCUGCGAAAUGAUCUCCUGGUUAUCACCACACUGAUAGCAGAGAACAGCGUGCUGCCAUUAAUUGAAAGUGGAUUUGCUAAGCAACUUAUUUUAUUUGCUACAUUUUCAGAAGUAAAAAGUCACAGCCCAUUGGUUAAAAGUCUAAAACUAUUACAUAACCAUGAAGAUUUUGAGAUGAAAAAACUGCUCUUCAAUAUGAUUGUGGUUUUGUCUAGAGAUAUAUCGGCAGUACAGUUAUUCAGUGAUGGAAAAGUGGUUCUGGCACUUUUUAACUAUGUGAAAGCCUAUGAAAAACCCGGGAAACAUGACUGGCCUGCUUCUCGUUUUGAAGACUUACAGCUUCAUGCCAUCGCUACCCUGGCAACAGUGGGACCUUUGCUAUUGGAAGAUUACAUGACAUGCCAAGGAAACACUCGCAUCCUACUUUUUUUGGAAUGGUGUGCAAACCAAGAUGCAUUUUCUGGGCAAGGCAACUGUUUCCAUGGUGCAGGAGGUCGAGGCAACAAACAUGCCCAAAUGCGUUACAGUUUGAGGCUGCUGAGGUCUGUUGUGUCCAUAGGGGAUGAGACUGUGAACCAGGACCUGUGUGAUCAGGGAGCAAUUAAUCAACUCCUAGGAAUACUGAGGAAAAUUGUUAAUGGUUCCAGUGAGAAUGAAGAUGCUAUACUGCUGGAAAUCCAGACGGAUAUACUUUUCAUUUUGUCUACAGUCUGUGGAAAUGAUCUUCACAGGAAGGAUUUAUUUGGGUCAGAAGGGGUAGAUGUUCUUCUUCAGCUACUAAACAUGGACCAGUCAAAGUAUUAUAGUGGACUUGGCCACAACAAGCUUAUAUUUUGUACGCUGGACUGUGUUUGGUGUUGUGUAAUUGGAUGUUUCUCCUCUGAGGACUAUUUUCUGGAAAAAGAAGGCAUGUUUAUCAUUUUGGAUUUACUUGCUCUUAAUAUGAAGAGUAUGAAUAACCUGGUGCUUGGGAUAUUAGUGGAAUUUUGUGACAACCCAAAAACCAUUGCACACAUUACAGCUUGGAGGGGAAAGAAAAACGAGACAGCUCCUAAACUUCUGCUAAAUAUGUGGAAACAAGAAGAGGCAGAGCUUGAAGUUAAACAAGAUGAGUACGGGAGAAUCAUUGAUGCACAGAAACCUUUAGCCGGACAACUUCAAGAAGACCAGGGUGUAACGCCACUACCUGCCAACUGCUUCAGCUUUGCAGUCAUGGAAGUAUCUGAGAACACCCGAGCCAAAAUUUAUUCUGUAUUUUCUAAACUUGGCUUUGAAAACCUUCCUGGGUUAUCUGUUUUGGAUUAUGUCACACUCAGCGUAAUAAGUCGAUAUCUUGAUUUCAAAGUUGGAGAAAUAUGGCACGAAAUUAGGGAUGAGCUGAAAGCAGAAAAUAUCCAGCCAGUGACCUCUGAUCAAGAAGCCUUGGAGAUUGUCAUAAAAUCAGCAGAAAACACAAGUAAAAUGGUUGCCUGCCACCAGACUGAAAUGAUUGAAAACUACCAGCAAAUGGAGCUCCAGGAGGAACAGCAGAAAUAUGCGGAGAUUCAAGCAAACCAUAAACAAAGUGAAAUGGUAAUGAAAUCUUGGGAUAAUUUUGUUGCCCGCACGUCUAACUAUGAAGCGUUAAAGAAGGCAAAACGACUUCAGGAGAAAUCAAUCGAAUCAUCAAGACCAAAAGCAAAGCUCAAUAGUUCAACUUUCCAUGCAACUCAAAUAUCCCCCUUAAAUACUACAGUUCCAUGUGGCCAGCUUGUGGCUGUAGAAAGCACACCUUCCCAGUUGACAGGGGGACCACUCGCUGAUACAGCCAUUGCCUUGAAAAGAGUUCCCAUCCGUGGUGGAGCCUUGCAAAAAGACAAAAAUAUGAAAAUGUUGGAUUAGUAUCAUUCAAUUGUUUUUGUAGUAUAGAUUUUAUUUUAGGCUUCUUGAAUAUCACAGCCAUUCCCUAACAAUGCGCAGUUGGAAGAUCUUUCAAUCCCAACUUUUAUUCCAUGAUUCAACAAUAAAUAUCUGCAUUUUUGUCUUUUUAUGUAUUAAUAUAUUUGGAAGAUGCUUGAAGUAAAAUAUGAAACUGGU
This is a messenger RNA of Xenopus laevis (African clawed frog), 3042 nucleotides long. It is a transcript of the gene cfap69.S, whose product is annotated as cilia- and flagella-associated protein 69-like. The record is from RefSeq and is a predicted model, not a curated record. Lineage: Eukaryota; Metazoa; Chordata; Amphibia; Anura; Pipidae. Gene Ontology annotation, biological process: response to odorant; olfactory behavior; positive regulation of flagellated sperm motility. Gene Ontology annotation, cellular component: sperm midpiece; non-motile cilium. Bases 157 to 2847 code for a protein of 896 amino acids. The transcript has 23 exons.